Molecule: messenger RNA, 410 nt
Organism: Aaosphaeria arxii CBS 175.79
Lineage: Eukaryota; Fungi; Ascomycota; Dothideomycetes; Pleosporales
Exons: 1
Coding region: 71-322 (83 amino acids)
Source: RefSeq, a predicted model, not a curated record
AUCAUUUGGUGUAAUAUACUUGCUGUGCCCACGAUACAUGAAAGAGGCAGCCUAAAAGCAGGACGCAAAUAUGAUGCAUACUGUGUUGUGCGCCCUUUCUCCUCGCGACCAGAGACUUCGUAUAUGUCGAGAAUUUGUAGUUUCAGGAACGAUUUUCUUGUUUUGGACGGUCUUCUCCUGGUUGGCGAGUCACCGCCGAGUCCGGCAAAUUACCUGCAGCCAUCGCGCCAAAUGGGGAAGCUCACUUGGGCUCCUGAACCGAGAACCAAUUUACAUUUCGAAUAGCGGGGUAUUAGUUAUGGGAGGAUGUUCAUGUUGGUGAUUUGGAAUAUUGAUCUGGACGCAGUUGCUAGGAGUUUCAUUGGUAGAUAUGAUCAUGCUGAAGGACGAAUACGUCCUUUCUAGCCACC